AGAAAGAGAGAGGGAUAGAGAGUGAAAGAGGGAAAUGUGUGUAUAUAUAGAGAGGGGGAGUGAGAGUGAGAGUGAGUAUCAGAGAGUUAUCGGCCACGGCUGAGGUGGAGUAAAAAGUGUGUUUAGAGAGAGAGAGAGAGGCUUUUAGUAUCGCCAUCGACCCCAGCCCGCCACUCGACGGAUUAUUAAGACACACAGGCAAGGACAACAUCAGCGGGUUCUCGCCCAGUGAGGAAAGUGUACUUGCUGCCAACUUGCUGCCAUUCUUUUCUUGGAUUGUCUUGUGAACCAUGUUAAUUUGCCACAACUUUCUUCUUCUAUAUUGAUUUGGGAUGGAAAGUUGCAACACUAGCCUGGAUGUUGGAGAAAUGAAAAAUAAUUGCAGCCAAGAAAGUGCCGACAGCAUAUCUGACCUAGAAACUUCUGUGAAGAACGGUGUUGGAAAGAAUUUAGUUCCUGGUGAAAAAUCUGAUUUCUUGAGAAAUAAGUCUAAGGGAGAACAACAACAGAAUGUCCCUUUAAACGAAGAUAAAAUUGAUAACGAAGAAAGCAAAGAAAAUCAGCUAAGCAAAAUCAAAAGUCCAGUAGAUAAGAUUACUGUAGAAGACGAAUCUGACAUUAUAAUUACUUCUAGUGAGAAGUUGGAGAAAGCAGAAAAGAAAUCUGAUAGUCCUUCUAAAGGGGAAACUGACCCUCUAAAAGUUGUCAUUAAAUUAACUGACAGCAACGAGAACAGUAAUAAGAACACUGACGACGACGACGAAGUAGAAGUUUUAAAUACUGCAGCGAAGAUCAACUCGGCAAACAACGGCCUUGAAUCGGUUGCUAAAGAGAAUCAAAGGAAAGUUAAUGAUCUAAAUCCUUGUGAAAGAUCUCGUCUUCAUUUGCAGUCUUCAAAUUGUCAAUCAAAUUCUCUUCUCACUUCAAACAGCAAUAACCAGCUGCGAUCUGGGCCUUUCAGUGCUAACAACAAUCAUAGUAAGGUUCACCAGCCACCUGAGCUGCCGUCUUUCAACCUGGCUAACCAACAGAACAACUAUGCUCCGCUAUCUGGGGCUAAAAUUCCCAAACCUCAUAUACCUUCGAUGUCUCCACUAAACAGUUCUCAAUCCAGUAUGAAUUCUUCAAAAGGAGGUACGUCUCCUUUCUGCUCAUCACCUAAUUUUUCUAAUUUCAACAUCAACGAUAACGAUGAUUCUAAAGAUACUUUGCCAAAUUCCAGUGUUGAACAGAUUGAGGCUAUCAAGAGAGAAACGCUUCUACAUUCUAUGUCAACCAAGGCUCAACGCAUCUUGAAAGCAAAAGCCAAGGCAGAGCUAUUGAUGAAGGCUGAUGAAAAACUAGGUCCGCUAGCCAACUUUCUGAACAACUUGGGGCUUGACAUUGUUAAACAAUCUGUUUAUCAAGAAGCCAUCCAUAUUCAGUCUCGGAAGCAGCAGUCUGGCAAACUAACAGAUGUUGAGUGUUCUCAACUGGACAAGAUGCGGACAUCCUGCAGGGAGCUUGCUGAAAAACUGAAACAUCUUAAGCUCAGCUACAGGAAGUGCAAAUUAUGCAAUUUUGUUAGUGAGUCGGUCAAUGUCCACUUUUGGCAUCGUGAACAUCCACAUGUUAACAAACGAGAAGACUUUUGUUGUUCCUAUUGUGAUUUCCUGACCAGAAACAACCUGGCUUUCAAUUUUCAUAUGGAAGCCGAGCACAACAUCAAAGGACGAAGUAUGGAAAAGCCAGCCUUUUGGCAAUGUAGUCUCUGCCCAUUUGAACACAACUCUAAGAGUAAACUAACGCAGCACAGGUGGAAGUGUGAAAAGAACUUUGAAAUGAAAACUCACUUGUCGCCGUCCCCUGAAACUGAUAUCAAUUAUAGCUUGUAUGGGGUGUUCUACCUCUCCGAAAAAGAAGAAGCCCUAAAGGCUAUUGCUUUGCAUAAAGCUAAACAGAAUCAGAUCAAAGCGCAGCAGGCUCAGUUUAAGUUGCAGCAGCAACAGGCUGCUGCAAAUCGAGCCAGCUACUUCAAUGCUAAUAAAAUUUCUCCUAUUCAGUCGAAACCAAUGAAUCAAGGAAAUAUGAAUGUAAACCAAAGAAUUCCUGUUUUAGUGCAUCCCAAAAUAGGUCAGCCACAAGUGCCAGGGAACCAGAUAAGAAAUUUCAAUGCAAGAGGGAACAUGCAACCGAAUCGAUUCCAGCAACAGUCUCCAAUUCGGCCCAUGGUGAACCAUCUUGGAAUGAAACACUUCUCUCCUGGCAUGCCCCAAAAUAAUAUCCGUGGAACAUCUUUACUCAACCCAAACAAAGGACAUCAGAACCUAAGCUUGAUGCGGACACAACUUCCUGUGAAAGAUUUACUCAACAUGCAUCAACAAGUCAAAGGCCAUAAUGUAGUUACUGCCAAGUCUUUAGCCAACCAGAAAUUAAUACCUUCCAACAAUCAGCCCAUUAACGAUGUUAGUGAGUUUGAAAUCUGUGAGCUGUGUGGCGGCUAUGUAAAAGAUCGGGAAGCUCUACGCAUUCACUUCUUCUACGCCCAUAGAGUGGAGAUGCCUGCACUUAUGUUUGAGAAACCAUGCCCUCCUCUUUUCUGUGAUGUUUGUGAAAAGAAAUUCUGGACUAGCCAAGGCCUCCAGAAACACAGGGUUUCCUUGAAACAUUAUGCUAAAGGUUCUCUCUCUCAAGUAUGCAUCCUUUGUGGUUGUCUUGUUUCUCAUCUGCUUAAUCAUAUGACUGACACCCAUCAGCUCAACUUACAGGACUUCCUGAACCAAAAGCGAUGCAUUGUUUGUGGAAAGGUUUGCCAGAGUCGAUCUGAAACCGAGAUCCACAUGGCUGCCAGCCACGGUAUUUUAGUGAAGCGUAGUAACUCGAAUUCAAUGGAUGCCAAGGUGAAACUUGACGAGAAAGGAGGUGGUAAUUCCAUGGCUAUGGCAACCAAAACCGGAACUGCCACCCCUGGCUCGUCGGCCUCUCAGUUGGUAAAAGGCAACUACUGUGUGUUUUGCAAGGUACCGUUUGCGAGCAAUGCUGAAUUGACACAACAUUGUCUACUCGUACAUAAGGCUUGCAAAAAAUGCGGCAUGGUUUUGCCAGCAGAGGGUUCUCUUGGUAACCACAGAUGUCAGAUAAGCAUUCCAACGGUGAAAGCUUGCAGUGUGUGUAAGAAGCAGAUCCUUAUUCAAGAAUUUAUAAAGCACGUUGAAGAGAGACAUUUGAAAAAAUGUUCUAUCAAACUGAAGCGGCUCAAUUCAGAAGAAAUCAACGCGGAAAUGAAAGAGAAAAAAUUACACCUGGAUAUAUCUGGUGGUGCUUCUCCUUGUUCAAUAUCUGGCAACAUUGAUUCCGGGCAAAACAGCGUUUCUGGGGAUGUAGGUAGCAAUAGUUCAGCUCGAUCACAUAAACGAAAACCAGAAGAAUCCGAUAGAGCAGCGAAACGCAGUAAAAUUUCUCUAGAUAAUGAUAGUAACUUUGAGGCUAAAUCCGAAUCUAUAUCUAUAAGUGAUAGUGAUGAUGAUGUGGAAGUUAUUAAUGCUGGCAGUAGCUCUGCUGAUAAGACUAAAUUAGAUUACCCAAAAAAUGGUUCUGUUGAUAAAAAAAAAGAAAGUAGUAAGACUGGCAGUGUUUCCGAAUCUGCAGCACCUGAAAAGAUGGAUGUUGAUGCAUCUCAAGACAGUGAAGAGGAAAGUGACUGGAGUCAGAAGGGAACAGCUGCUGACAAGGACAAACAGGAUGAGCAGGAAAACGCAACCGCUAAUAAUAACAACAAUAAUAAUAAUAAUAAUAAUAAUAAUAAUAAUGGUUCUACUUCUGCAAAACUGGAGUCUUCCAAAGAAUCUGAUGAAAGCUAUGGUAGUAAGAAAAGUCCUGUGAAAUCAGGGAGUGACAAAAACAUUACAGACAGUACCGAAUGAAUGGAGUGAUUUGGCAAAAACUGACUUAAACAUAAUAUAUAUAUAAACAGCCUGAACAUUAUUCAGAAAUAUUACCUCUACUCCUGGAGUCUUCAUGUCUGUUGAGAAUCAUCUCUAUUGCCUUGAAACUAUGCUAUAUCUUAGGAACCAAAAUAGCAGUCAUCGGCAAGGGAAUUGUCACUCAUGCUGUGUAUGUAAUGAAACUGUUAACACUGACCUGUUGCCCAGUCUGGAGUUAAACUCUUCCCCAAAGGUGGGCUUAGGUCUCUGUUUUAUGUAGAACUAAAAACUACUCAAAUGGCUUUUGACUUUAAUUUUUUUUUUUCCUCCCCUUCUCCCCAAAUCUAUGAAUGCCAUUGAAAUAUGUAUGUAUUAGAAUCUUUGGCUGUUAUCAAAUUAAUUAAUCACUUGUAUUAAUAAUGAUUAAUUUUUUUGUCUAUAAUUGCUCUUGGAAAAAUUGAAAAUUUCUAUUAACUUUCUUAUUGAAAAAAAAACCAAAAAAAAAAAAAAAGCAAACCAUUUUGUCUGCUACUGUAAAAUGUUUUCACCUGAGUAUAAAUGAUACAGAUGAAUCAAAAACAGAAGUGCUGAGGUGUUGUGUUGA
This is a messenger RNA of Octopus sinensis (East Asian common octopus), 4506 nucleotides long. RefSeq lists its product as uncharacterized. Gene Ontology annotation, biological process: regulation of transcription by RNA polymerase II. The record is from RefSeq and is a predicted model, not a curated record. Gene Ontology annotation, cellular component: chromosome. The coding region runs from base 333 to 3902 and encodes 1189 amino acids. The transcript has 2 exons. Gene Ontology annotation, molecular function: chromatin insulator sequence binding. NCBI's taxonomy places the organism in Eukaryota, Metazoa, Mollusca, Cephalopoda, Octopoda, Octopodidae.